AUGACCGUAUGUUGGCCAGAGCCUGCGGCAUCGUUUCUGUUUGUGGAUUGUCGCAAUACCCUGUUCGCAUUUCUCCCAGAUCCAUUGGAUUGGCGGGCACUCCAAUGCGCCUGCCGCUGGCGAACCGGACUGGAGGAUUUGCUGGCGAAGGUGCACCUUGACCCGCGACUUCGGUCAGCCGUGGGCAGGUGCAUCUGCACACUGCGCAGGCUUCCCCGAGAGGACCUCCUGGGCGACCGUGUCCAGUCUGCGGAGCUCAGCGUGGAAAGCGAGCGCUUCUUUGUGACACUGCUGGGCGCACGGCCCAAGGGCGUACAGGGAAAAGCUCUCGACUUGAGCUUCUGGCAUUCGCAAUUGACUCCGAAACAAGGUAGAAGCCUGGGUCUUUGGCUGCAGAGUUCUAAGCUCAAGCACCUGUCCCUGGCCAACUGCGAUGGCCUCCUGCAGGACUAUGGCCUCUCCAAUGUACUCUGCAGCCUGGGAAGUGCAAAGCUCCAGCUCAGGCAGCUUAACCUUUGCGCGGCAGAGCUCUCGCCAGCCAGCUCUUCAGCCCUCGUCGACAUCAUGACACGAUGCCCGCUGCAGACUUUGAACCUGGCUUUCAACGUUCGGCUGAUGACGCCGGCAGGGCUGGAAGGCCUCGUAAGAGCAGCGGUGAACACGGAGUUUUUUGCUCUGCAAAGACUGGUGUUGAAGCAUUGCGACAUUGCCGCCAAAGCUGCGGCAAAGCUGGCCUGCUGGCUGAGCCACAUGCCGGACUUAAAAGAGCUGAUCCUGGACUGGAAUGUGGCAAUGUACACUUCGCUUGGGCUGCGUGGCCUGGUCCAGGGAAUGAGUUGCAUGGGCACUGCAGGAAGAGCUUCGGGCGCUUUUUCUGCGCUGCGCACGUUGCAGCUGGGCGGCUGUCAGCUGGGCUCAGGCGCCGAGGCAGCGCUGAGAGACUUUCUUCGGCAGUGUCCGGCGCUACGGCAGCUGGAAGUUCCGGAGUGUCUUACCUCCCAGCGCAUUUGGGCGGAGCUCGGACGCUGUGGACGGAAAGACCAUCAAAGCUGUGGCAAGAAGCCUGCCUUUCUACAGGCUAUGAGGCAAUCGGCGGUGAGAGAGUGUCUACGGUGUCUGCUUCCUGGACCCCUGGAUUGGCGAGCAAUGCAGAUUGCAUGCAGAUGGGGAGACGGAACCUCAAACGGGCCCUUGUCCGAGGUUCACCGACGGCCGCGCCUGCGGUCAACGGCUGUUAAAAUGGCCCGGCGGCUGCGGGGGAUAGGCGACCUUCUCGGAGCCGCAGCCCUGAAACUUUCAGCAGAGGAGCUUCGGUUUGCAGUGGAGAUCCUGGGCGCAAGACCACGGCAAGCUCCGCGUGUUCGACUUCCCGAGAUCCAAGCGUUGGACCUGAGCCACGAGCACUUGCUCACAGGUGGCCAGAUGCUCGCACCCCUGCAGGGGCGAGCACUUGGAAUCUUUCUUCGGCACUGCCCGCAGCUCCAAGAGCUUUGCCUGCUGGGACACGCUCAGAUCUGCACAGCUGCGGGCUUGGAAGGCUUGAUGAAAGGGCUCGGAGAACUUCGCCUUCCACUCAGGUCGCUGCACUUUGGAGGCUGUGGAGUUACCGAACACGCGGCUCCCCAUCUCGGCCGGUUUCUCCGUCAAUGUCCGGAGUUGGCUUCUCUGAGCCUUGCCGGUAGCUGGCAGCUUUGCACGGCUGCCGGUCUCCGUGUCGUCGCCGAGAUUUGGGAAGUCGAAGGAAGCUGCGGCUAUCUGCACCUCGAAGAGCUGAACCUGACGAACUGCCGCCUCGGGACUUCCUCGGCGGAAGCUCUGGGAGUGCUGCUCAGGAAGUGCUGCUUUCUCACCAAGUUGGUGCUGUCGGGAAACCAGGACUUGUUCGACGCCGCUGCAAUUGUCUACCUGCUGAAGGGCUUGGGGGAUUCAGGCUUUCCAAGACUGCGGGAGAUCACAACGGGCUCUCUCCUCGAGGAAGAGGCCUUCGAGAAGGCAAGCCUCUUGGAUUCUGACGUGCCUCACCUGCAGACAAAGCAAAUUGCAGCAGACCUGCAGAGGGCCUUCAUGUCAUGGCGGCGCUGGAAAAGACAGGUGUGGUGUAGCCAGGAGGCAUUGCUCUUGUUGCAGCUAUGCCGUCGACAGGCCGGCAAGCGAAUUGGCAGCAGCUCGGCAGGUGCCAUGCUGGCACUGCAACCCAACACGGACCAGAAGGCUUUGCCCAUGACCACUCUGCCAGUGGUCAUGUCGCCGUCCGACAAUGUGUCAUCGACGGUUCUGUGCAGCACACGAAGAUAUGCUUUCCAAUCAGCCUUUCUGGGAUCGGAAGACGCUUCGGCGUCGCGGUUUUACCAGUGCUUUCGAGGAAACCCCGUGGAAACGGAGCUACGCAGCUCUGAUGCCGAUGCCUUUCUGUGCAGCACCGUGCUCUCAUCCAAUUGCUCCCUGGUUUCCAUGACCUGGCAAUCCUCGCGGUUAUUGCUGUUACAGCACGUGUCCUCCCGUGAACUGUUGCCUUCGGUUGCACUCACUGCCGUGUACGUUUUGUGCUGCGCCGGUCCACCUUGUUCCCAGCGACGCCGACCCCUGCCUCAAUCUGCAGCCGCGUGUGUGCACAUGUGUUUGCACCUCGUGGGCUUGGUUUUCGCAGUGCGGCUGAGCACGCGCCUGUGGUAUGCUUCGCGUGUUCGCCAGCUUGAUGUGGCCAACGAUCAGUUGCGCGACAGUGACAUCCACUGCAAGCGCAGCGAUGCCCGCCGCUCGAAGGCAUCGCCACCGGGCUCCUAG
Messenger RNA from Symbiodinium sp. CCMP2592, 2784 nucleotides. Lineage: Eukaryota; Dinophyceae; Suessiales; Symbiodiniaceae. The record is from the annotation of a GenBank genome assembly.